AUGGCUGCAGGGGGGCCCGUAGAGGAGCUCUGUGAUGAAGCUACUUGUUCUAUCUGCCUGGAGUAUUUCAAGGAACCGGUAACCAUUAUAGAUUGUGGGCACAAUUUCUGCCAAGACUGCCUGACCCAGUUCUGGGAGGAACCAGGCACAGAAGUGUCCUGUCCUUAUUGCAGAAAAAACACCCAGCAAAGGAAUUUCAUCCCAAAUCAGCAACUGGCUAAAUUUGUAGCAUUAGCCAAGAGACUCAGUUUUCAGGGAGGAAACAGGACAGAAGGAAAGGAAAACACUAUCUGUGAAAAACACCAGGAGCCUCUAAAACUCUUCUGUAAACAAGAUCAAGUCCUUAUCUGUGGAAUCUGCAACAGAACCAAGGAACACCGAUAUCACAGGAAAAAGUCUCUGGAGAAGGCUUCCCAAAAGUAUAAGGAUCUGAUCUCUGAGUAUCUGAGGGUUCUGAAGAAGGAGAGAGAGAAAAUUCUGGCAUAUAAAGCAGAGACAGGAAGGGAAUGCCUCAGCCUAUUUAAACAAACAGAUGCAGAGAGGGAAAAGACAAUCGCUGAGUUCAGACAACUGCACCAGUUUCUGGAAGAACAGGAAGCGCUUCUACUGGCCCAGAUGGAAGAGGUGGAGACAGAGAUUGCAACUCGAAGAGAUGAGUGCGUGGCCAGACUCUCCAGGAAACUCUCCUCCCUUGACAGCAUCAUCCAGGAGAUGGAAGAGAAAUGUCAGCACUCAGAGAUUGAAUUUCUGAAGGAUAUUAAAAGUACCUUGGAAAGGUGUAAGGAGUACAAAAUGUUUGCAAAUCCAGUCACUUUUCCUUCUGAGCUCAAGUGGAAGAUUUGGGAAUUCUGUGACAUUAAUCCCUUUCUGGAGGCCAUCAGGAAGAAACUGGAAGACACUCUAUCAUCUGGAUUUCCACUGCAGAAAGCAAAUGUCACUCUAGAUGCAGACAUAGCUAGUCCCUGGCUCAUCCUGUCUACAGAUUGUAAAAGCCUGAGGAAUGGACGUGAAUACCAACAUCUGCCCAACAAUCCUGAGAGAUUUGAUGAAUGGCCUUGUGUGCUGGGAUGUGAGGGAUUCACAGAAGGCAGACAUUUCUGGCAAGUCACUGUGGGAAGCGAGGAAAACUGGGCUGUGGGGGUUGCCAGAAAGUCUGUGAAGAGAAAAGGCCAGCUCAGCAUAAGUCCUGAGGAAGGGAUCUGGGCUGUAGGAAAGUGGGCAGGUGAAUACAAGGCUCUCAACCCUCCAGAUUUCUCUCGUCUGUCCCUGAGUGGGGAACCUAAGAGAAUACAAGUGUCUCUGAACUGUGAAGGGGAUCAGGUGACCUUUUUGGAUGCAGAUAGAGCAACCCAGCUCUUCACGUUCUCAGCAGUCUCAUUCCCCAGGGAGACCCUUCACCCCUUCUUUUGGCUUCAAAAUAAGGACUACCUCACACUCUCUUGAAGCCACCUAAUGGUGCAGCGGGGAAGUAACUUGCCUAGCGAGCAAGAGGUUGCCGGUUUGAAUCCCCGCUGGUAUGUUUCCCAGACUAUAUCAAGCAGCAGCAAUAUAGGAAGAUGCUGAAAGGCAUCAUUUCAUACUGCACGGGAGAUGGCAAUGGUGAACCCCUCCUGUAUUCUACCAAAGAAAACCACAGGGCUCUGUGGACACCAGGAGUUGAUACCGACUCGAUGGCUCAACAUUACUUAACUUUACCACACUCUCUUCCUAAGGAUGCCAAAUAUACCUCACAGGCUCUGCUGACCAGGAUGAUUAAUCAAACAUCUCAAAUAUCUGUUGAUCCACGAGCACUUCCUGGAACUGCAAAGGCUUAAGGAAGCAUUUGAUCAUUACUGAAACUAAUUCAAAUGGAGUCUGAUUGUUCCCUACCUUUCCUAGAGUCCCCCUGUUUCCUCUGCUUCUGAUUUGCUUCAAAUAAAGCAAAUACACAGUAAUGGGAAACAAAAGCAGUAAAAGAAAUAAAACCACCACACUUAUAGAAAGUGUCUAUCAGUGGGCUCAUUGCUAAAACCAUGUACUAUAUUUAGGUUUUCCCCAAGUUCUCUUCCUUCGGGUAUAACCUGUAUUUGACCUCUAUUUUUUAAGGGGCUUGUCUUAAAUUCAGAGUAGUCUUGUAUUUGGGUAAAUACGGUUGGUUUUAGACAGAUUUAAAGUUCUGCCUAUGCUUAAAAUAGAUGUGGUAUGUAUCUGAGGGCGUAGCAAGAUUGGAGUGGAUCCUGGGACAAAAUGUGAAGAUGAUGGUCCCCUACCCCACCACCCAUUUCUCCACUGUUUCCUUUGGAGAAGUGGGGAGUGAGCAAAGAGCAAACUGUCACUCAGCUAACAGACCCCCUCUUCCUUGGGGGCCAAGGACAUUUGUCCUCAAUCCCUUGGUCAGUUAUAGCUAUGCUGCUGUGGUAUCAUUUAUUACUGUAGUGUUGCUGUAAAAAUAAUAAUAAAUUGUGAGUUCUCAGGUACUAAAAACUGUUACUAUUCAGGGAGGAUCCACUAUAUUCAGAGGGAUCCACACCAUACCCUAUAACUGUCCCAAUUCAGCCAGAAUAGCCGUGUUUUCCAGAGCCCUGUCCUAGGGAAAACCCAGUCUUCCCAUUAUCCCUAGUUUAAAGAUGCACGAUGCUGUUGUGCUUUGAUUGUGGGCUGAGGAGGGGACAGGGAGUUGCACUAGACAUAACUUGGGCUGCAAUCCUGUGCACACUUGCUUCAGAGGAAGCCCCACUAAUCUGGAUGGGUGACAGGGUGCACAGUCCACCAUUGACGGUAGCAAAUGGUCAGGGCUGCUGUGCAACUUCAAAGGCAACCCCAGUGUUACUCAAUGGGACUACUGCAAAAUACCUAAAAACUGCUAGCGUGGAAAGAGCAGCACUGCACUGCUGCCUGGCAGUGGUUUUUAGCCAAUUUACAGGUGCCCCAGCGCUACACGGUCGGAGUUGCCUUUGAAGAUGCACCAGCUGCCCUGAUGGGUCGCUACCAUUGACAAUGGACCACACAUCAUGUCAUCUGGUGGGACUUCCUUCUGAGUAAACAUGCAUAGGAUUGUGCUGAAUAUGAAGUCCAGUAGAGUUUAUAUAAACCAUACCCAGCUUUGGGGGAGCGAUGGGAUAGGGAUGUGCAUGAAUUGCAAUUCGAAGCCUGACAUCGUAACACAUCCCCUGCACCUUUAAAAUGGAGGAGGGCAGGUGCAUAGCUGCUCCUCCGCCAUUGCUGCCACUUCCUGAAUCAGCAGGGGCAGCACUUCUCCCAGCUAUAAUUGUGUGCCACCGGCACUCUCACUUAGCUGCCCCCGUGUGACACCGGCAGGCACAUGGCCUCCAUGCAUGCGUGGAGGCCAUGUGUGUGCCAGCAUCAUGCAGGGCAGCUGGGGGAGAAUGCCGCUGGGGCGCAAAAAUAGCUGGGAGGAGUACUGCUGAUUCAGGAAGUGGCAGCGAGCAGAGGAGUAGCGGCUAUGCCCUCCAUUUUAAAAGGUGCAGGGGAUGUGUUGUGAUUCCGGCUUUGAAUCGCAAUUUGUGCACAUCCCUACUAUGGUAGAUAAUCACAGAAGCAAUUCGGAAUAACUUCUAUAGAAUUCUUUCUACCAGAUUGUGAAUUAGCAGUCAUCCUCUCAGACAAAGUAUGAGUAUUUAAGUAUUAAGUCCAGUCAUGUAUAUAAUCAUGUAUUUUAUAUCCCGUUCUAUCCCAUGAGCUCAGAGCAGCAUUUUUCCUAAAUGUUAAUACUCCAGCAUCUAUGAACUUUCAGUCUCAAAAUUUCUGAUCUUAAGUUACUGGUUAUAUAUGACACUUCAGUAAUUAUGUCUGAAGGAUAGGGCCAUCGUUGGUAGUUCUAUCCAAAUCCUUGCUUGAUUCAUGUUCAUAAAAUGAUAAUAAACAGCAUGGCUGGAUUAAGGCUUAAUGGGGGCGGCGGCACAGGAUAAGGGAGCUUUUGUGGUAUUGUCCACAUGGCUAACAACACAUAAAAGCAUGGGCUGAUUACAAAAACCAUAUUGAUUGUAAUGUGUGUAAAUUAGUGUAAUACUGAAUAUGUCAUGUACAAAU
Messenger RNA from Hemicordylus capensis (graceful crag lizard), 4029 nucleotides. RefSeq names its product E3 ubiquitin-protein ligase TRIM7-like. Lineage: Eukaryota; Metazoa; Chordata; Lepidosauria; Squamata; Cordylidae. The transcript has 7 exons. Gene Ontology annotation, molecular function: protein binding; zinc ion binding. The record is from RefSeq and is a predicted model, not a curated record. The coding region runs from base 1 to 1443 and encodes 480 amino acids.